AUGUUUUUGUUGAACAGAUAUAUUUCACUGGUUUCCUACAACUUUUUACAGAUCUCUCAGACCAAGAAGGUUGCCUUGAUCACUGGCAAGGCUAAGUCUCAGGUUACUACUGAAGAUGUUCCUGAUGAACUCCUGGAGAAGACAGAGAAAAAGUCUGAGGAGAAGGGAUCCCUGGCUGCUGUCUCUGAAAGUCUUUUCCUGGCCUUACUGCCUCCUGAAGCCAUACAGCUUGUGGCAACUGGACACAUCACUGAUGUCCGUGCUGAAAAAGCUCUGGUGAAGGCUGAAGCCAAGGAGCUGGUGAUGGCUGGCCUGAAGAUUGCAGCUUCCAAAGUUGUGGAGGACCUCAUAGCAGCAGCCAAUGAAAUGGUUGGCAUGGAUACUUCCCUGGAUACUGAGAUCUCUCAGACCAAGAAGGUUGCCCUCAUCACUGGCAAGGCUAAGUCUAAGGUUACUACUGAGGAUGUUCCUGAUGAACUCCUGGAGAAGACAGAGAAGGAGUCUGAGGAGAAGGGAUCCAUGGCUGCUGUCUCUGAAAGUCUUUCCCUGGCCUUACUGCCUCCUGAAGCCAUACAGCUUGUGGCAACUGGACACAUUGCUGAUGUCCGUGCUGAAAAAGCCUUCAUGAAGGCUGAAGCCAAGGAGCUGAUGAUGGACAGGCUGAAGACUGCAGCUUCCAAAGUUGUGGAGGACCUCAUAGCAGCUGCAGUAGAGAUGGUUCACAUGGCCACUCCCCUGGAUACCCAGACCUCUCAGACCCGGAAGGUGGCCCUCAUCAAUGGGAAGUCUGAAAUUGCUGCUGAGGAUGUUCUUAAUGAACUCCUGGACAAGGUUGUGAAAGAGUCUGAGAAGAGGAGAUCCCUGGCCCUGAUCUCUGUCUCUGACUGCCCUCUCUUGGCCACACAGCUUCCUCAGCUCACCGAUCUUCUUCCUGAGAAGUGCAGUGGAGAGGCUGCCAAGUGUGCUGCAGAUGAAGACAGACAGGUGAAGAAGAAGAAGAAGAAGAAGAAGAAGGGAAUCCGUGCAUUCUUCAGAGGGCUUUGGAAGAGGAUGAUAUGUUCCUCUGUAAUCCCCAAAGAGGACUGAAGCCCUGUCACCUAGGAGUGUCUGUGCCCCUACAAGCAGCACACAAAGUAUAUUUUGAAUCCAAAAUAAAACACUUAUUGGCAUUUCCAAAAAGUUGUGAUCCAUGCAGAUAUGUGUACACAGGUCAAAAAGUACUGGAGCUAAAUGUGUAGUGGGCUCCAGGAUUGUAAAUGAAUCUUACAUCAUGAACAUACUCUACAGUUUAUUUAAACU
Messenger RNA from Osmerus eperlanus (European smelt), 1299 nucleotides. RefSeq lists its product as uncharacterized. Lineage: Eukaryota; Metazoa; Chordata; Actinopteri; Osmeriformes; Osmeridae. The transcript is spliced from 5 exons. Bases 1 to 1086 code for a protein of 361 amino acids. The record is from RefSeq and is a predicted model, not a curated record.